Molecule: messenger RNA, 306 nt
Organism: Arctia plantaginis
Lineage: Eukaryota; Metazoa; Arthropoda; Insecta; Lepidoptera; Erebidae
Source: the annotation of a GenBank genome assembly
AUGAAUGGGCACAAUAAUAUUCAUAGUCAGUUAACAAAAUCUUUAGAAAGAAUUUUGGAAGAUGCUUACUUAAGUGGUGAAUUAAAACUGAGUGGACGUAAGUUAAGGGAGUUUCCUAAACCAGUGAAGUAUGACUUGAGCGAUACAGUUGUUGCUGAUUUAUCAAAAAAUCGGUUUGUCGAACUGCCUGAUGAACUGACGUCGUACAUUUAUUUAGAAAAGUUACUGCUAUCACAAAAUAUUAUAAGGGCUGUACCGAAUGCAGUCGGAGGUCUCACAUCUCUUACAUAUUUAGAUUUAAGGUAA